Molecule: messenger RNA, 1153 nt
Organism: Theobroma umbraticum
Lineage: Eukaryota; Viridiplantae; Streptophyta; Magnoliopsida; Malvales; Malvaceae
Product: annexin D4-like
Biological process (GO): response to water deprivation; response to heat; response to salt stress
Cellular component (GO): plasma membrane; cytoplasm
Molecular function (GO): calcium-dependent phospholipid binding; phosphatidylserine binding; calcium ion binding
Source: RefSeq, a predicted model, not a curated record
UGACAAAUUUAACCUUCCAGCAUGAUAUAAAUGUAUUUCUCCUUUGUUGCAUUACUCAUAACACUAAAUUUUUCCAUAUUGCAAAAAUACUACAGGGGACCCCCAAAGAAUGGCUGAUCUUGAAGCUCUUACCAAAGCUUUCUCAGGGAUUGGAGUGGAUGAGAAUUCAUUAAUCUCUAUAUUGGCAAAUUCAAACCAUGAACAUAAGAAAUCCCUCCGGAAAGGAUGCUCCAAGUUCUUCAUUGAGGAUGACAAUGGAUUUGAGCGAUUGCAUCAAUCUACCGUUAAAAAUCUCAAACUUGAAUUCAAGCGAUUUAGGGAUGCUGUGGUGCUUUCACUCUUGCAUCCUUGGGAAAGAGAUGCUCGUUUGAUUGAAAAGGCACUGAAACAGGGCCCAAGACAUUAUAGUGUCAUUGUAGAGAUAGCAUGUACAAGAUCAUCAGAUGAAUUAUUGGGUGCAAGGAAGGCUUAUCAUUCCCUGUUUGACCACUCCAUCGAGGAAGAUCUCGCUUCCCGCAUUAAGGGUAGUGAGCGUAAGCUCUUGGUAGCACUUGUGAGUGCUUACAGGUACGAGGGGCCCAAAGUUGAUGAAGAUGUUGCAAAGUCUGAAGCUGAAAUCCUUUCCAGUGCAAUCAAGAGUGCUGAUAAAAGAAAACCUAUUGAGGACGAGGACGCAAUCAUGAUCCUUUCCACAAGGAGCAAACCACAUCUCCAGGCAGUAUAUGAACACUACAGCAAAAUUUGUGGCAAGACCAUCACUGAGGACCUUGAAGCUGAGGGAAUUUUAAAAGAUACAGUAGAAUGCCUGUGCACCCCGGCAACAUAUUUCACCAGGGUUCUGGAGGCAGCUCUAAGUGUGGAUGCGGAUGAGGAAUCAAAAAGAGCACUGACUCGAGUGAUUGUAACCCAAAAAGAGUUUAUGGUGAAGGAGGGCAAUGUUCUUAACAAAAUUCAAGGGAUUCUUACAGGGUCCUAUAAGGAUUUCGUUCUUGGCUUGGUAGCAGGAGGAAAAAACUAAAUAAUCCACUCUAAUUAUUCCAAUGGAAUAGUUUAAUUUUAUUCAUAUUUAGUGAAUGAUAUCUUCAAUUUAAAACAAACAGGUGUCCUUUGUGCUUGUAUAAGAGUUGAAUUUAUAAUUUAAAUAUUAUAUCUA